Molecule: messenger RNA, 4308 nt
Organism: Hypoxylon trugodes
Lineage: Eukaryota; Fungi; Ascomycota; Sordariomycetes; Xylariales; Hypoxylaceae
Exons: 7
Coding region: 1-4308 (1435 amino acids)
Biological process (GO): siRNA processing
Cellular component (GO): nucleus; RISC complex; cytoplasm
Molecular function (GO): ATP binding; RNA binding; ribonuclease III activity
Source: RefSeq, a predicted model, not a curated record
AUGGAGGUAUCCCCGCAGUUUAAUUUCGUGGAUUUGAGUUCCGACGAUCUCAGUGAAGACGACGAUGACCCCGUCGUUAAGAAGAGCAAUGAAGACCUUCAACCAGAGAUAAUCGAGUCCGUCGAAACUCAGAUGGAAGAAAUUCAAAAGCCAACCGAAGAUUCAGGGAUCAUACAUUCCCGCGAGUACCAGCUCGAGAUGUAUGAAGAAAGUCUCAGACGCAACAUCAUCGUUGCGAUGGAGACUGGUACUGGCAAAACCCAAGUUGCUGUCCUCAGAAUUCAAGCCGAGAUUGAAAGAUCAAUUCCUGAUAAACUUGUUUGGUUCUUGGCACCUACGGUGGCUCUCGGUGCACAGCAAACCGGAGUACUCAAAUCUCAGAUCCCAAGCGCCCAGAUCAAAUUUCUUAGUGGUAGCGACGGCGUCGAUACAUGGACCGACGUCCGUACGUGGGAUGACUAUCUGGAAAAUGUUCAUGUUGUCGUCUCGACUCACCAGGUUCUCUUGGAUGCGAUUAGCCACGCAUUCGUGCGUAUUGAUCGGUUAUCCCUCAUAGUCUUCGACGAAGCGCAUAACUGCGUUGGCAAACAUCCCGGGAGCAAGAUCAUGGGUCUAUACCACAAUUACAAAACCGCUGGUCUUCCAAUUCCAGCAAUACUUGGUCUUACGGCAAGUCCCAUCAUGAAGUCGAAACUCGAAGCCCUAGAACUUAUCGAAAAGACACUGGACGCCGUGUGUAGAAGCCCAACCAUAAAUAGGGAUGAGUUGAUGUCUAUAGUAAAACGGCCAGUUAUACACUAUGCUGUUUAUUCUCAGCCGGAUCAACCUCCUUCGACAAGCGCCAUGAGAGCAUUAGGUAAUGUGUAUCACAACUUGGAUAUAUUCGACGACCCUUACAUUCGUCGAUGUACGGAAGAGAACACCGAACGCAGUCGAGCGCAACUCAAGGUUGCUCUAGAGACUAUGGACACGUAUGUCUUCGGGCAGGUGCGGUCUUUAUGGAGCAAAAGCAAGGAGAUUUCAAAAGAGCUGGGACCAUGGGCAGCGGAUUACUUCAUUUCCGUCGCUGUUACUCAAUUCCUUCAGUCUAUUGAGAAGAACGACGAAUUCUUCCGGGAGUGGAGAGUCGAAGAACAACAAUAUCUCGCGAAAGCAUUAAGGAAUAUCAAGCUUCCCACAGUGCCACUAUUCGAUGACGUUUCUCACAUCGGUAUUUCUAGCAAGGUCAGCACCCUCGUUCAUCAGCUUUUGAAUUCGGACGACGGAGCCAUCGGUAUAGUGUUCGUACGUGAAGUCGCCACAGUAGCAGUUCUAGCACACAUGUUAUCAAUCCACUCGUCCAUAAAAAAGCGCUUCCGAAUCGGUACCAUGAUUGGUACGAGCGAGCGGAAUGGUAGAAAAAGAGACCUUAGCACCUUGGGUAAAAUCAAUGGGACGAAGAAUCUUGAUGAAUUUAGGAGUGGCAAAGUCAACCUUCUCAUAGGCACAAAUGUGCUCGAGGAGGGUAUCGAUAUCCUAGCAUGCAAUAUGGUUGUAUGCUUCGACAAACCGGAUAAUAUGAAAGCAUACAUUCAGAGGCGCGGCAGGGCACGCGCGGGAGGCUCCAGGCUCGUCAUGAUGACUGACAAGCCCACGUCUCAGCUCGAUGAAUGGGCCGCGCUUGAAGCUGAAAUGAAGAAGCGUUAUGAGGAUGACAUGAGGCAGGCUCAAGAGCUCUUAAAGCUUGAAGAUUUGGAAGAACCACAAAUUGAUCCUCUCUACAUACCAGAAACCAGAGCCUAUCUUGACUUUGAUCAAGCCAAAUCCCAUUUGGAACACUUUUGCAGGAAAAUUUCAAGCCGACAGUAUAUUGACUCAAAGCCAUAUUAUCUCUUCAAGCGAUCCAGCGAAUCAAGUGAAACUCCACAUAUAUCCGCAACCGUGGUCCUACCAAUGUCAUUACCUGCUGAACUUCGAAGGGUGGAAGGCAAUGGGCUCUGGUAUUCAGAAAAGAACGCUAGUAAAGACGCUGCCUUCAAAGCCUACAAAGCUAUUUACGAGGCUGGACUACUCAAUGAUAACUUAUUACCUCUGAGGGAUGAGUUUCUAAGAGACGUCGAUCCGAGAGCUUCAGAAGUGGAGGUUCAUGAGCGAUGGAACCCCUGGGUACAAGUUGCACGUGCCUGGAAUUGUCAAAGUGUGAUCUACCAACGUCGACUACGAUUGCUAGACGAUCACGAUAAGGUAGUGUGCGAAUUUGACGCAUCGCUGCCCGUAAUCUUCCCGGAGCUACCGGAUAUGGAAAUAUUCUGGACCAAGGAGAAGCCUUGGAAGAUUCAACUCGACGAGACGAAAGCUAUCUUUAUAGGAGACCUCCAAGCCGAUCAAAGCCCGGCCUUGAUUGACCUUGCAUAUAGACAUCGCCAGUUGAAAGUGCGAGACGAUGCACGGAUGGCCCUGCAUCUCCAGUCUACGACAGAAGACAUUCCAUUUCAGCAACUGCUCGGACAGAACCAGAUUAGCAGUGACAGCCAUCUUGACAAUACUAUUCUCAUUCGGGACCCUGGUUCCGUCCCCUGGCUCUUCAAGAAUAUACUUCCCUCUAAUGACCCGGACUUAAAAACGCCGGAGUUUCUUCGUGGGGAGCCGGUUGAUAGCCCAUGGUUGGUUCUAGAGAAAUGGCCGCCGCGCAAGAAUGGUAAUUUUCUUCGUCCUCCAGACCAAGGUUGUACGCCGCCUCUUAGGAAAUUCCACCAAUGGCCUGCGCACCUUUGCCGAACAGACGGGACACAUAUAUCUAACGUCUGCUUUGGCACACUCAUUCCUUCGGUCACGUAUAUUAUAGAGAUCUACUUAGUUGCGUAUGAAUUAUGCAAUACUUUACUAAAAGAUGUGGGAUAUAAAGAUAUCUCGCUGGUUACUACCGCUAUCAGUUCUAAAGGGUCCUCAGGAGUGACCAACUAUGAAAGGAUCGAGUUCCUCGGCGACAAUAUUCUCAAGAUGCUUACAACCGCCACCGUGACAGCUGAACAUCCAACUUACCCAGAAGGCUACUUAGAUGCGAUCAAGACCAGGAUUGUAUCUAACACCAGGCUUUACCGUGCGGCGAUUGAGACAGGUUUGGAUAAGUUCAUCAUCACAAAGAGCUUCAGAAAGAAAUGGCGUCCGCUUUACGUAGACGAAAUUCUCACCGAACCAGGCGAUAAUUACAAACGCAAAAUGUCGACCAAGACCCUCGCCGAUGUAGUAGAAGCAUUAAUCGGAGCAGCAUAUAUCGACGGCGGUAUGGACAAGGCGCUUAAAUGCGUGCAAAUAUUCCUUCCCGAAGUUCAUUGGCACACCUACGAGUCCGCCUGCGCAUUUCUAUUCCAGCAGAGACCCAUGAGCACAGAAGUUGGAACCCUCCUAGCUCCCCUGGAGGAAUUAAUCGGGUAUUCUUUCCGCAACAAGAACCUCCUCGUCGAAGCAGCCACACAUUCGUCAUUCGGCUACGUCAACUCCACGGGAUCAUGCAUGGAGCGUCUAGAAUUCCUCGGCGACGCUGUUCUCGACAGCGUCAUCACAACCAGUAUAUGGAAUUUCGAACGCGAAAUGUCACAACAUGAAAUGCAUCUCCUCCGUGCAGCUUGCGUAAACGCGGAUCUCCUCGGGUUCAUAAGUAUGGAGUGGACUAUUCCACAAGAAACCACGGAAAUCAUAGAUAACAACAACACUAAAUUCACAUACACCAAUGUCCCUUUUUGGAAAUUCAUGCGCCACGUAUCGCGAGAACUCGGCGAUGGGCAGCGGGGAGCUGAGGAACGGUUUAAGUGCGAGAGAGAGCCGAUUUUGGAUGCUAUUUAUAAUGGAUCGGAGUACCCCUGGGUGCAACUUGCGCAUCUCCGUAUUCCAAAGUUCUUUUCUGAUUUCUUCGAGAGCGUGCUUGGUGCUGUGUGGGUUGACUCCGGGGCUUCGACAAUGGAGGCUUGCGCAUACGUUGUUGAACGUGCGGGGAUAUUACCGUAUCUACGCCGCAUGGUUAGCGACAACAUUGAUAUCCUACACCCAAAGAAUCAUCUAGGCAUAUUGGCAGGGAGCCGUCUCGAGAAAGUCGAGUACCAGACCGAGGUUCGCGAUACGGAGAACGGGACGAAGGAGUUGUUCUGUAGAGUCCUAGUUAAUGAGCAGGUUAUUGUGGAGGUCGGCGGUGGUGUUACACCGGAAGAGAUUCAGGUUAAAGCCGCAUAUAGGGCUUGGAAAAAUCUAAUCAAAGAAUACGAAGAAAGGGAUGCAGGAAGGGGAGGGAGCACUGCGGAGACGGAAGUUAUGAACUUACGAUUGGAUGAGUGA